Apus apus (common swift) is the source of this 1804-nucleotide messenger RNA. RefSeq names its product LIM domain only 2 (gene LMO2). Gene Ontology annotation, cellular component: nucleus. Lineage: Eukaryota; Metazoa; Chordata; Aves; Apodiformes; Apodidae. The coding region runs from base 398 to 1018 and encodes 206 amino acids. Gene Ontology annotation, molecular function: DNA-binding transcription factor binding; transcription coactivator activity. The transcript has 4 exons. Gene Ontology annotation, biological process: positive regulation of transcription by RNA polymerase II. The record is from RefSeq and is a predicted model, not a curated record.
GUCUCUUUAAGAGACCCAGCGAGUCGUGAUGCUGCUGUUUGUAUUGCUAAAUCCCCAGGAGUCCAGUUAAGAAACGGGCAGCUGUCUCUUUAAGUGUGAUUUCCUUCUAUUGUAUUUGAAUCGUGAUCAGGAAAAAGGAAAUGAAACCAGAGACCCGGGGCUGAGCCACGGGCUAAUCAUAAUAAUAAUGCUGCCUCUCUCCCCAUCUGCAGCACAUCCAGCGGGCUCCAGAGCAUGGUCAGAGCUGCCCAGGCAGAGAGCCUGAGCCCAGCCCAGGGAGCUCCGGGCUGAGGCAGGGGUGGAAGGCGAGGCAGCCGCUUCCCAGCCGGAACAGCAGCCGGAGCCGCGGGAGCUGCUCGGCCGGCCGGGGAGGAGGAGGAGGAGGAGCGCGGCGGGGAUGGGAGGAGGAAAUCCUGUGAAUGUCAUUGGGGGGCGGAGGGGGAACUCAGCCGCUGACAAGGCUUCGAGAGCAGACAGCCUGUGCGGGGGCAGCGGGGGCAGAUCCCACCACAGGCACGCUACAAAGGAACAAUCCCUGCCAAUGUCAUCGGCCAUCGAGAGGAAAAGCCUCGAUCCUUCCGAGGAGCCGGUGGAUGAGGUGCUGCAGAUCCCCCCCUCGCUGCUGACAUGCGGCGGGUGCCAGCAGAACAUCGGGGACCGCUACUUCCUGAAGGCCAUCGACCAGUACUGGCAUGAGGACUGUCUCAGCUGCGACCUCUGCGGCUGCCGGCUCGGGGAGGUGGGAAGGCGCUUGUACUACAAGCUGGGCAGGAAGCUCUGCAGGAGGGACUAUCUCAGGCUCUUUGGCCAAGAUGGCCUCUGUGCCUCCUGCGACAAGCGAAUCCGGGCUUACGAGAUGACCAUGAGGGUGAAGGACAAAGUGUAUCACCUCGAAUGCUUCAAAUGUGCUGCUUGCCAGAAACAUUUCUGCGUUGGGGACAGAUACCUCCUCAUCAACUCGGACAUAGUGUGUGAACAGGACAUCUACGAGUGGACUAAGUUAAAUGGAAUGAUCUAGCAAAGACAUGACUCCGUGGUCUACAAAAGACAUCUCACAGGUGACACCGCUGCAUAGGUGCAGUGAGGAGACCAUCACUGGAGCUUUGGGCUUUGGCUAAAUGGGGGGAAAACACCACGGAGUUGGCCCUUUUCAGGCAGUGCUAUGUAGAAUCUAAACUACACCUAUGUGAAGAAGGGAGAUGGAAGCACUAGUAGGUAGACUGACUUCUCUUAUCAAAGGUGUAUGGACAAUAACUGACGUCCGCCACGUAGGCGAGAGCUGGGGAACAAACCCAAGGGGAUGACAAGUUCUCCCAACUGGAAAAAACAACAACAACAUAGGGACUUCUGUAAAGAGAUGUGAUGACUUUGUCACCUGCAGACUAGGAUUGUGCAAUUGAAUUUGCUUUUUGUCUUGUUUUAGUUACUGAGUUUAGACAACAGCUCCUAACGUAGACAUGAGGAGGAAUACUGGAAGGAAAGGACCAUCACGUGGUCAUUCUGAAGGGCCUUACACUCUGGGUAGGAAAAAAAGUGGGAAGAGGGUGGGAGUUGUUUUUGCAUGGAUUUUUUUUUUCUUUGAGAAUGAACAGUGCAUCCUCUAGUCCCAAACUCUUCUCUAAAAAAAUCCUGCUGAAUUCUCAUUUUCAGGCACUGCUGUUUAAGGGUGAGAUGUUCCACAGAUCAUUUCUAUACAAAUAUAAAUUUAAAGAGUUGUUCAACUAUUUUAUUAACUUAGAUUAUAUCAAUAAAAUAUUUGUUGUGUGUAGUAAGACUCUGCAGCUUUAAUAAAAAUAACAGAAGA